Rotaria socialis is the source of this 471-nucleotide messenger RNA. The record is from the annotation of a GenBank genome assembly. NCBI's taxonomy places the organism in Eukaryota, Metazoa, Rotifera, Eurotatoria, Philodinida, Philodinidae.
AUGUCAUCAGCUUUGCUAAAAAUUGAACAAAUGCUGCACGAUUGGUCAACAGCAUCUUUAUCAAAUAUUUUUGUUAGUAAACCUUCUAUAUCAACUGAUUUAGAACUAUUGGCAUUCAAAUGGUCGAAUAACAUCGACAAACUUCGUAUAUUGCAUUGGUUCGAUUCUUGGUAUAUUAUUCCAUCGUCGAAUUCAUUUAUUACACCAGCUGUUUGGCUGCAGAUGUAUCAACUUCAACAGUGGAUAUCAUUUGACGAAUUCGUUGCUUGGUUGAAGUCUUGCUGGCUUGUAUGUCCAUUAAAUUCAUGUACAUGUCCAAGUGGAUUAAAAUAUUAUAUAUGCAAACAUUCAAUUGGACUGGCUAUGCUGCUCAAUAAAUACGAAGUUAAUGGUAAAACUCACUUACAAUUGUUGGGUAAACGACGUGGUAAAGGUACAUCGAAGAGAGUUCGAACUGCUCUGUUGUCAUGA